AGUAUCAGGCCGCAAAAAACUUAAGCUUUGCCAAUCACGUGGUCUCUGCUACAACUACUCAUCUCUGCCUCUGUAGUAUGUAAGCAAAGACAAUAUGUAAAUGAAUAAGUAUGGCUAUGUUCCAAUAAAACUUUACUUACAGACACUGAAAUUUGAAUGUCAUAUAAUUUUCACAUCACAAAACAUUAUUUUUUUGAAUCAUUAAAAAAUGUAAAAGCCAUCCUGAGCUACCUUGCUAUACUAAACAAGUGGCAGUAGUUUGCAGGUCCCUGCAACAAAUUUCAAUUAUUAGAGAGGAUUACUGCUCAUUCUUUAUCAGAUAAAUGAGCUGUCACUGCAAAAACUUAAGAAAUUAGGAGAAGAUCCCUGUAUUGGGGUGGCCACAGUAUACUCAUUCUGUAUUUUCCAAAUGUAAUUGCAUAAGUCUGAGUACAUAAUCUGUAUAUAAAAACUACAGAUUCCUGAAACCAUCUCUAAGAGAUGUAGCUAAUAUCAAGUAGGGCCAGGAAGGUGUUUAGAUCCCCAUACCAUUCUGAUAUUGAACUAAGAUUUUUAAAAGCAUGGACAUGGGCAAACUGUGUAUCUAGUCAGAACUGUAUCCAGAAUAUGUAAAGAACCCCCAAAUUCAAUAAGAAAAUAGUCGCUUUUAAAAUGAGCUAAAAUUUAAAGCAAACACUUCAACAAACAAUAUAAGAAUAGCAAAUCAGCACAAGAAAAAAGGCACAACAUCAUGAGUCAUUAGGGAAAUACAAAUUAAAUCCACAAUAAGAUAUCAUGACACACUUGCUCAAAUGGCUAAAUUUAAAAAAAUUAAAUGGGCCCUGAAAAUAUCAAAUGCCAGCAAGGAUGCAGAACAACUGGAGCUCACACACAUUGCUGGUGGGAAUACAAAAUGGUACAGCCAUUUUGAAAAACAGUUUGACAAUUUUAACAUGCACUCGCCGUAUAACCCGGAAAGUCCAUUCGAGGGAAACAAAAACUUAUGUUCAAAUACACACACAUACAUUAAAAAAAAAAAAAAACUUGUACACAAAUGUUUAGAGUGACUUUACUGUCACCCACCAAAACUGAAAACUCAUAUGUUCUUCAAUUAGUGAAUGGAUAAACAGUACGUUUGAGGAGACUCAAAAAACUACUUACUAUAUGAUCUUAUUUAUGUAACAUUUUUGACAAGGCAAAACUACAAGGGCAGAAAACAAAUCAGUGGCUGGUGGGGGCAUGAAACAGGGGUUGAGAAGUUUGGGGGUUAGGAACUGUUCUGUAUCUUGAUUGUUGUGGUGGUUCCAAGACUACACAUUUAUCAAAACUCAGAACUACACACUAAAAAAGAAGGAAUUUUUAUUGUAUGUAAAUUAUUCGCUGAACUUGACUAAAACGACAAAGAAAAAGGAAAGAACCACUGAUAAAUAAAUAAGACCAGUAAUACACUGGUUCUGGUUUAUUAGAAAGUCUUCACUGCUUUAUUUUUUUUCCUUUUUCUCAAUGUAGGCUAAAAACUAUCCUGUGCACACACACUUAAUGUAUGUGUGUAUGUUUUUUUAACGAAAUGAUGACAGAAGGAAAUAAUGAUUGUUUUCUGCUUAACAGUCCUUUUAAAAGCAAUAUCUGAGAACUCUUGCGCUGGUUUUUAAAUUCAAACACCUGGAACAUUCUAGAUUCAAACAUCUAAGUAAUCCCCAAAGUCCUCCUAAAUAUAAAAACUAAUUAUCCUUUGUAGGUCUUAUCUAAGAUCUAGGUUAUUCUAAUUUUACAUUUUUGAAGCACCGGACACCUUUAAACGAGUCACCAGUUAAAAACAUUAAUCCAAUGGCACUUCCAGUGGCUACCUCUGAAACAGCAAAUAUAGUUGUUUUAAUGUUUGUUUUCUCCUCUAUGGAUCAAAGCAAUUCACUUCUAAAUAUGCUUCUGUACCUUGGAGAACUGGGAUUUCAAGCAGCAUUUACUUAAGUUUAGUGGUCUCCAUAACUGUUUUCUUUAUGAAUGAAAAUCACGUGUUUUUUGUCACUGAGGAAAAAUUCAUUUAUCUCAACAAAAACUGUUAAGUCCCUAACAAGGGCUGAGGAAAGACCAUGGCCUAUGACUUUAUUUCUCCAAUACGUUUAAUUUUAGAGUUUCUACCUUUAAAUAUUAGCCUCUUUAGAAUGAAUAUACCAGAGAAGACAUGCAUUUUUGCAAGACUUUUCAGGUAGAAAAAACAGUGAGGCAAGAGUGUGACUUCCUAUAGUUCACUCAGUAAUUCAUUUGCUGAAUCAAAAACAAAAGUUGUAAAAAAUUUUACGUUAACUCAGCAUCCAUAUGAUACAUUAUCCUUAAAAUAACUAUCCUCAGAAAAAGCCUUAUUAUUUUCAUUCUACUGUCUUAAACAUAUGGCAUAUCACAUAAAUGAAACACAUCAGAAAUGAAUCUUAUGCAUCUACAGAACAAUUUAAAAGAAAAAAGAGGAAGAGAGGGAAGGAGGAAAAGGAAAAGAGAAGGUAGGUAAAAAGAAAUGGAGGGAAGAAUAAGCUGUGUAAGCAACUACUCACAGUUCUAAACUCUUCUAAUUCUAGGCCCCAAUGUGCCAAUUCCUAGCUACUUAGCCUCAGUGGUUUAAUACAACUCACUUUGCCCUCCCUAACCCUGGGAUUUUCAUCUGGAAAAUAAGGAAGUUGGCCUAGAACAGUGGUUUUUAGUGCUUUCUACUCUGAAAUCUCUUUUUAAAGUACCAAUUAACUAUGGUUUCCCACGUGUGAGUCGUCCGUUAAGUACCUGUUAGUUUAAAAAUAUAUAUAUUUUACAAAUUAACAGUUACAUCCAUUUGAAAAUUCCCUUCUUCAUUCAAAAAAGUAAUGCAAGUCUACAUAUGGCAAUAUACUAUUUUCUUCCCUUUUGUGAAAGCCAUUUUUGGUGCACAUAUAAAUUCAGACAGUUCUUUCAACAACUCCAUGCAUUCUAUACCACAGCAAAGAUCAUGUUCAUGUACCACGGAAAAUUUUUUUUUAUUGUGGAAAUACCCUCAACACAACAUGCGGCACACAGCAGAUAUGCAAAUUAUCUAAGAUUCCUUCCUGCUCCCAAACUGAGUGAUAUUGCUUUGUACUUAGAACAAAAAAUUAAACCUAUUAUUACUCAAGUAAAAAUCAAAAACACAAAAUAGCAUUUAGAAAAUUUUACUAAAAUUCUAUUCUUAAUGAUUAUCUCCAAAGUCAGAAAAGAAAGCAACAAAUUACUUUCUUUAAUUUUUCUAUGUAAUACAUAUCUAUGUUGAAUGAAUUCUAUUUACAAGACAUACCUAUAAAGAAUUAGAAAAAAAUUCGAAGUUUUUAUAAAUUUAAUGCUGGUAUAAAUAAGUGAUACACACGGUUUAAAAGGUAUUAUCUCUGCCUUUUAAAAGCUUAUACUCUGAAAAAGAAUACAAAAUAAUUAUGCCAGAGACAAGAUUCCUAAACCAACAGAGAAUAAUAAUGUAUUCAUUCAUACUCAUACAUUUAUUCACACAUGCAAAUAUUUACUGAAUAGUUGCUGAUUGCAUAAAAGACAUUCAUCCAAAUGAGGGUAAAGCAAGAUAACUAAGACAUAAACCUCCUAGCUCCAAGAGAUCCAGCCAGGGUCUCAUUAAAAACCAACAACCAAAACAAAAACUGUUAUGGAAUUUUGAAAAACAGGGAAAGUGGGUUUGCCGUGUAGCCAGAUAUAUGUACAUCUCAUGGACACUGCCAUCUGUUUAGAUGCCUAGUGUGCAUGUGAGAAGCUCUAAAUUUCUUAGACUACUGGGUUCACUGAUUGUACCAGACAUAAUUUUGUAUCUUUCCCCCUUGAAGGUCUGGAUGUACGCCAUUAACUUAAUUUAACACAUUAUGCCACUGGAGUGCCCUGAACCUAAAAUAAAUCAGUGCUUUCUAGGUAUGUUUCCUUUUACAGACAUUUCUAAAAAUGUAUUAAAUUGUAUCUUUCACUAAAGAAAAAGGAUUUGCUCCCAGAAUAGCUAGCUACCUGUACUUCAAGAAGUAAGUCACUCCUAGGUAAACUGAUUUCAGAUGUUAAGCACACACAUGCACAUCAACACACACAGAAUUCACCAACUUUGAGACAGUGGAACUUUCCACCUAAAGAAUGUAAGAAUUGAACAUAAAAAUGAGAUUGAGAGAACUGCUGUAAGGAAAGAAAAAUAAAGAUUAACACUUGGAGAAAAUAGGAGAGGUUGAAAGCAUGCACUGCACGGCUAAAAGUGGUAAAGCUCUAAUGCUUAAGAAAUUGCAAAGAAGUUGAUGAAACGCCAAAAUGUCUAGAAAGGCCUCGAUCAACAUCUUGGUUAGAGAGGGCUAAAUGGCAAAAUUACAGCAAGUGGACAAUUCAUUUACCAAUACAGGAACUUGGAGAGCAAAAGGAAGUAGGGAGUCUUGACUGCUGGUUCAGAAAAGAAAAAUUCAGUGAAGAAGCUAAAACUGACCCCCUGAAAAAUGUAAGUUUGUCAACUGAUUAAAAGUGUUUUUUAGAAAAAUAUGUUUUCAGCUCUGAACUCUAAGAAACUUUCAGAAUAUUGUUGAAACAUGCCUGUUCCUUUCCCUAACAUUCGCAAAUUGCAUUUUGCAUUUCAGUUAUAGACCUACUGAAGUUUAAAAUGGCUGGAAAUUAUUUCAAAUCUAGAACCUCAAAUGUUUCAGAAGAAAUAGAGUAUUAUUCCUGAAUAUUGGCAACAGUGUUUUCCAUCACAAAAAGUAUACAGAUGUUCCAAACACACUUUUAACCAGAAAAAAUGAUGUGUUGACACUUAGUUGACUUGAUUCUUUUCACCUACAUAUGAACUCAAUCAUUUCCCUUUGUCUCCCAGUUUAAGAGAUUUACCAAGGUAUAAAUACUACCAUAGGUGUAUGUGUGUGUGUUUUUUCAAAAGGUCUGUCCAAAUGAUGAAUAUUUUUGACUUCCUUAAAAACUAAGUAAGCAAGCAUUAGAUUUCAACCUAGGAAAGAAGAUUUUUAAAUAUCCCCUUACCCUAAUGUCAGCUGCUACCCACGACCUCUAUUGAAAUGUUCACGACAAAAGGUCACAGGGUGCCCCAACCCCUCCUAAACAGCAAUGGAAACGGGCACACACUCACUGCACUAUUCGUCUUAAUCUCUAUUGGAAUCUACCCCAUGAUACCAAAUUGAAUAUAAAUUGUAACUGCAUAUAUAUCUAUCAAAAGUUUAAAUUAAAAAGUAGAGGAGACGGAUACAGGGAUUUUUUUGAAUGGGGUUCAAAAAUCUGCAUCAGAAUAUUAAACUAAUUACUACUACUAACCCUUCUCAAAUAAAGUUGGCGUUUCAGUAUUACCACAGUCUCAAUGUUUGCGCAUGUUUUACCCUAUCAGGGGCACAAGCUUCAUUCUCUUUAAUUAGGAUAAAGACACUGUUAGGGAGUAACUGGGCCAUAAUUAAGAGUUAUAUUAGGGAAGGAUACACUUUAUUAGACUUGAAUACUUCUCAGAUCAAAAACUUCACCACCAUUAGUAGGACAUUCCUAGUAUAAUACAUCAUUUCCUUUGAUGAUCUUGGAACUAGAAAAGUCAGAUGUUUACAAAGACAGUGAUCUCAUCAAUUCCUGACCACUUUCAAAAUUAAUAUUUAAUUCUAACUUAAUGAAAGAGCCACACUGAAUUUUCUUACCAAUUUACCAAAUUACAUAAAAGAGAUUGCCAAACACAGUAUUACGCAAAAUGAAAGCUAAUUUAAAUGUAUUAGCCUCUAGAGUGUGGAAAUGGAAAAAUCCUGCGUUUCUAUAUGGAAGGUGUUUGUGGAACUCCUUGAGAAAUAAUACGUUAGAAUACAUCAUUCAUGUCUUGGUAGGAAAUCAGAAGACCUAAGGGUAAUAUAAAUGUAUAUGAAGAGUUUUAUGUUUUUUCCAGGUCACUCACAUGAAUAGGGGAUUGGAUAAAAUCAUAGCACCAUAUGAUUAAUACUAUACAUACCAGGUUUUGUUUGAACUCCAAUUCUCAUUCUACUCACCAUGCACUACACACUGCACAAGGAUCACUCUUUCUCUAGAGACAAACCCAACACAUACGCACACAAAAAACCCUCAUAUCCAAAAGUAAAGGAUAACCAGACAAUCUCUAAGAUAAGAACUCUCAAAAGUAUUGAUCCGCCUUUCCUAUCACUCAGCCUCCUUAGUCUUGAGAGCAGAGUGAAAACUGUUUUCUACAGGUGAAAGCCCUAAGUCUUCAUCAAAGCCAUACCAGGGACAGAAAGGUAGAAAAGUAUUAACGCUAAAAUCUCACGCCUAAGCUUUAACACCCUUCCGGAACAGUAAGACAGAACUAGGCCCAUCAGAAAUUCUACAUAAAAUCAGUGACCACUAGUCACUAGUCUCCUAGUGCUUGAAACUCUGAGAAAGCAAUCAAGCAGUCCCUAAUUUUCCUGAGAUUUUUGGGCUGGCCUGAGCACACCCAAGACCAACUGAGUCAAAUUAAGUCGGCAAUAAAACAAGCGGUUCCAAGAAAGCAAAAACUAUUUUCAAUCCCACAUCUCCAAGACACCUCAGGCUACAGUAUUCAGUCGAAACAAAUGACAUUCACAACAAAAGCCGAUUUUGCAAGCCCUUGGAACUUAGGGGUCUGCAUCAGCACUCUGGAACGUCUAUGCUUCCUAGGACCAAAGAAUAAAGAAAGAUAACUCAAGGCAUAAGGCGAUCCAGCACCUAAGAUCUCAGUAAAAAACGCUAGGUCCUGAGGCAGCUAGUGGAAAAACAGAGAAGGGAAGUCAAAAGGCUACUUGCUGUCAGCUAAAGCCAGACAACCUCUCCUGUUUCAUCUCCUGGCAACAGAAUGCAUCCUCCUUUUGGGAAAUUGCCUCUUUCCCCACUCCUCAGAGGAAAUCUUGCUGCUGCUCGUUCUUUGGGUCUGCAUUGCCCUUAAGAGCUAUAGCACUCACCGCGAAGGUCUGCAGCUUCACUCUUGAAACCAGAGAGACCACGAACCCACCGGGAGGAAUGAACAACUCCGGACGGGAGAAAUGAACAAACUCCGGACACACAAUCUUUAAGAACUGUAACACUCACUGCAAGGAUCUGUGGCUUCGUUCUUUAAGUCUGUGAGACCAAGAACCCACCAUUUCCGGACACACUAAUAUGCUGUUGGAAACUGGCUGUAUGGCAACGCUACGUGGAAGAAAACAAACACCCCAGCCAACAUAAUGGAACUCCCAGCUGACAGCAGACAUCUAGCUGAUUGCCAACCACUUUGGAAGCUGAUCUUCAAAACCCGCUUGAGCUAUGUCAAGAGAAGCCACCUGUGACACAGAAGCAGAAGGAUCCAAGUCAAAGGAGUUUAUUUGCGAGGAAAUACCAGGAGAGAAUGAUCAUUCGUAACUGAGGCACACUUGCCUUUUGCAACUAAGCUCUACUGAAUUCCAAAGCUAUAGAAAUGUCCAUCUUGACCUGGAAAGUCUGUUUCUUUGCUAGUCCAGAAGAUUUUUUUUAACAUGAACAAGAUCCUCUCAAGCACUGUUUGCUUUGGACUCCUAACUUUGUUAUCCGUGUUGAUUUUUUUACAAUCUGUGCAUGGACGACCGUAUCUUACCCAAGGAAAUGAAAUAUUUCCAGAUAAAAAAUAUACAAAUCGUGAGGAACUAUUGCUGGCUCUACUGAAUAAAAAUUUUGAUUUCCAAAGACCUUUCAACACUGACCUAGCCUUACCUAACAAACUGGAAGAACUUAACCAGCUGGAAAAGCUAAAAGAACAGCUAGUGGAGGAGAAGGAUUCUGAGACGUCCUAUGCUGUAGAUGGUCUAUUCUCUUCUCAUCUUAGCAAACGAGCUUGCUUUUGGAAAUACUGUGUUUAAAGCUUUUUCUCUGGAUGCAAAAAAAGAUAACAUCAGGAAAAGAUAUAUAUCUACCCACUCUGCUGUAGGGAGACCCCCUGAAGCUAUUGCUGUGGAAUAAAAGAUGAAAUGCUCCUGAUUAUUGUAAAUACAAAAUUGCAUGUGGGAUUGUGUAAAGACAAUGCCAGGUUGGACUGCCAGAACAAGCCAACAGCACGUGAUGUGCUUCCCCCUGUAGAGAGCCUGUGAAUGGACGUGCAGUCAGGGAGGUUUCACAUCACCAAGAUUCCUAUCCCAGAAAAGCAGGUGUUCAUAGCUCUGGGAAUGGAAUGCGCCCCUCGUGGAGAGCCUAUAAACAGAUGCAUGGAAGGCACCUGUCCAUAUGGAUAAGAUAGGGUUGUAAACGUCCUCAUCUUGCCACGGCUCUUCCAGGCCUCUUUAGGGUUAAGGCAUACUCCCUUCUGAGAAUUUCUGGUCUAACCGGUUGUCUAGCUUCACGUCCUGUUUCCAUGGAUUGUUUGUAACCAGCUUUUGUUACAAUUGUUACUGCUGAUUAAUAUCUUGCUAAUCAUAGGUUAUGGAAAGAUUGUGUUUCUGUUUUAAGGCUCUGUUAGAAAUUACUGACACACACUAUAUUGUAUCUCUGUAUACUGUACUUCUACAUACAAAUGUUAUGUUAAAGAAUUACUUCAUCCCCAUGUGACCAUCUCACCUCAUAAUCAAAUGACCCUAAAUCCCUCACUAACCUACCCCCGCCCUCGCUAAACUUAAUAAUAAAUGCUGGUAUAUCCAGUGCAUUGUUGGCACUGUGGAACCAGAAGGAGGUGACCCUCCUGGACCCAGCUUUCACUAUCUUGUGUGUGUCUAUUAUAUCUCAACCUGCUAAUCCGCCUGGGAACAAAGAGCCCCUUUGCAUUGUGGGCUGCUGGCCAGAUCCCGUAAUACUCUGCUGUUUAAAAUUGUAGCUGUUUCAAUCAUAAAGAAACUGGCAUUUAUUAUGCAUAUGAUUUUUUUUACCUUGUUCUUGUUACUAAGUCAAUUGUAAUAAGCUUAAGGUUUAUGUUGUGAAUAAUCACUAAUCGGUUGCACUUUUGAAUGGUAUGUCACUAUCAAAAUGGUUUUGUAGCGCUAGAGUUGAAAAUGCUGUAUCUAUUGUAUGCUUCCCAUAAAUUCAUUGCUUAUGUAAAGUUUUGUCUAUGCUGUUGAACUAUUAAUUAAAACAUUUUGAAAAGCA
Messenger RNA from Gorilla gorilla gorilla (western lowland gorilla), 9009 nucleotides. RefSeq names its product urotensin 2B (gene UTS2B). Gene Ontology annotation, biological process: blood vessel diameter maintenance; regulation of blood pressure. The transcript has 9 exons. Gene Ontology annotation, molecular function: hormone activity; G protein-coupled receptor binding. Lineage: Eukaryota; Metazoa; Chordata; Mammalia; Primates; Hominidae. The coding region runs from base 7437 to 7796 and encodes 119 amino acids. Gene Ontology annotation, cellular component: extracellular region. The record is from RefSeq and is a predicted model, not a curated record.